Lagopus leucura (white-tailed ptarmigan) is the source of this 4393-nucleotide messenger RNA. It is a transcript of the gene ARFIP1, whose product is annotated as ADP ribosylation factor interacting protein 1. Gene Ontology annotation, biological process: intracellular protein transport; regulation of Arp2/3 complex-mediated actin nucleation. The record is from RefSeq and is a predicted model, not a curated record. Bases 63 to 1274 code for a protein of 403 amino acids. Lineage: Eukaryota; Metazoa; Chordata; Aves; Galliformes; Phasianidae. Gene Ontology annotation, cellular component: trans-Golgi network membrane. The transcript is spliced from 10 exons. Gene Ontology annotation, molecular function: protein domain specific binding; phospholipid binding.
GCCUCCUCCGCCCUCCGCCCCGUGACGCCCCCGGGGUGGCAGCGGCUCCGCCGGCGGCAGGUAUGUCAGAACACAGGAAUGAAUCCACAGCACUUGAUGAAAUUCAUCCAGCUGGAGAAGAGGUCCAGUCUGACUCUGAGGAAGGUGCAAUGGCUCAGGAAUCUCCCAGAAAUUCAGCAGCUGAAAUUCCUGUGACGAGCAAUGGACAGCUGGAAGAUUCUCACGAGCACAGCUUUAACAGGGACUUGAAACGUUCAUUACCAGCUGGACUUGGACUUUCUGAAACCAAAAUAACGUCUCAUGACUUUGACAGCACCAAAGAGGGAGUUGUUGAGGCAGGACCAUUUCCAGGGAAAGGUUCCUCAGCAUCACCCAAAUCAACUGUUAUAUCUGCCAGCAGUGCAGCAGCUAGCAGACUGGCUGGACAAGGUUGUGAUUUAAUUAUUCCCACAGGGAGUAGAGCUCAGCAGAAGAGUGGACCUGUUGUGUUAGCAGAUGAAGUGAAGAAUCCAGCAAUGGAGAAGUUGGAAUUGGUGAGGAAAUGGAGCCUGAAUACUUACAAGUGUACACGUCAGAUCAUCUCUGAAAAACUGGGUCGUGGCUCAAGAACAGUAGAUCUGGAAUUGGAAGCUCAAAUAGAUAUACUGAGAGAUAACAAAAAAAAGUAUGAAAAUAUCUUGAGGCUGGCACAGACUCUGUCUACACAGCUCUUCCAGAUGGUACAUACCCAAAGGCAACUUGGAGAUGCUUUUGCUGACCUGAGUUUGAAAUCAUUGGAACUUCAUGAGGAGUUUGGCUACAAUGCAGAUACGCAGAAACUUCUAGCUAAAAAUGGAGAGACUCUUCUCGGGGCUAUUAACUUUUUUAUUGCCAGUGUGAAUACAUUGGUGAAUAAAACAAUUGAGGAUACAUUAUUGACUGUGAAACAAUAUGAAAGUGCCAGGAUUGAAUAUGAUGCUUAUCGAACAGACCUGGAAGAACUUAAUCUUGGCCCUCGUGAUGCAAGCACUCUACCAAAGAUCGAGCAAUCACAACAGAUGUUUCAAGUGCAUAAAGAGAAAUAUGACAAAAUGCGUAAUGAUGUAUCUAUCAAAUUGAAAUUUCUGGAAGAAAAUAAGGUGAAGGUCUUGCACAAUCAGCUUGUCCUGUUCCACAAUGCUAUUGCAGCAUACUUCGCUGGGAAUCAAAAGCAGCUUGAACAGACACUUAAACAGUUUCACAUCAAAUUGAAAACUCCUGGAACAGAUGCUCCAUCCUGGCUUGAAGAACAAUAAUGAGAGAAGAGGACCCAAUGUUAACCUAAAAUCUUUAAUAAGAAUUAAGGGUUGGGGUUGGAGGACUGUUAUAGUGAUUCUUGCACAGAGAGCUUUAAUUUUUUUUUUUCCCUUUUAUGACAUUGUAAAACUGAAUUUGUUGGGAAAAUGGGUAACUUUAAGGUAACUAAACAUAAUUUCUAUCAUUUCAAAUACAGAGCACUCGUUUUGUACGUGAAGGCUGGUGAUUACUUCUGUAGCUGGGAUGGGGGGAGAGGGGGGGAGGGGAAAAAAAAAAACUAUAUGGAUUUGCACUGACAAAUUAUGUUUUUGAUUUCUGGUCAUUUUGGUGGCUAGUCCGAAUAUUUCCAAAUGGAGAUUUACAUGAUUUGUACCAACAUCUGGUAUUUUAUAGACAAAUAGAGAAAACAUCUUUAAUAAUUUUCAUAUGACUUUUAAAAAGGAGAGAGUUAAAAGAAUAUUUUGCAAAUUAAUAAUAUGAGGCUUGUAUGCAGUACAUGCGUAUAAGGCAGCAGUAGCGGUUGGCUCUGACUAAUACAAUUGUAGCAGAUGCCUUUUUAAAAGAUGUACCUUUCCAUUGUAGAGAUAAAAACAAAAAACACUAAAGCAAGAAUCACUGGCAGUCUGAGGCUUCUAAGCACACAUCUUUGCUUUGCACCAAGUGGUUUGCUGAGUGAAGCCAACCAUACGAUGUACUAAUCUCAUUUAAAAUCUUACUUUAUGGGAAAAGAAAAAACAACCAUACUAGCCUUAAAUCACAGGUAUGUGCCUUUUUAUAAGAUAUUUUCAACCAGUGUACAUGAUGCAAAAACCCUUUCAUGUAAACGGUUUGUCGGUUCCCAGCAUGGGAAAGGAGACUAUAAAUGCUGUUUGUUUGUACUUAGAACAAGUAAAAGCUUUAGUUGACCUUCAUGGGCAGUUAGAAUUUUGAGUGAGGAGAUUGGGCCAGUAUGAUUUUUCUGUUUAAUUGAAAAGCAUACUUCAGCAAUGAGAGCAGUGUGGAGGAUACUUCUUUUUAAUUUCUCCGUCUGUAGCGUAGUCCUUCCUCAAAUGUAAAAUUCUGUCAGUUUUAUCAUAUCCGUUUUAAAUUCAGUUUAUUGGAGUCCUCAUUUGCACAUGUUACGUUGCUUUGUGUUCUAUGAAGUAAAACUGAAAUACUUCAGAUAUGUUAUUUACAACUGUGUGGAUUGUAUGAUUUAUGUACUGUAUGUUCAAAUGCCUUUCAGCUGACAUUCUUAAAGUUUUCAGUGCUUAACAGAAUUGUAAUGUAGCGGUAAAUCAAACUUUUUAAUCAUUCCUCAUUAAAUUCUUGGCCUGACAGUCUUCUUUAUGUUUUGAUUCUGUCAGAAUCUCUUGUAAUAGUUAGUUUACAUUCCCCAGAACGUAUAUCCUAUGUGAAUUUUGUAUUCAUAUUAAAGAUGUUUGCAGCCAAACUUCUUUGACUUGUGAUGGUUAAGAGCGCAACCCAGCUUCUGCAGCGAGAGCUCUAUAUUUGAGUUACCAGAAAUUAUUGGGUAGGGAUGUAUGUCAGUAGUAGGUUAUAACAGCAAUAUUGUUCAUCUAUUACAGAAUGGUUUAAUAGCAUGCAAGUUGAAGUUGAAUGCAAACUCAAGGAAACAAAUCCUUCAGUAUUCUUGAUUUUUAAACUUACAGAGAUAACUUCAUCAUAUUUUACAGCUUAAAUGAAGUGCUGGUUUCCAGUUUUCUCUGAAUCUUGGCAUGUAUAUGGUGUGAUGGUACAAGCGAGAAGUUAACUGCAUGAUUGUGCAGCUCAGAUGGAAAGUGCAGAUAGUAGCAUCGGUGAUGAAUGCAAACAUAGUGAUUACAAUUGAAAUAUCAGCCCUCAGAACACUGUGGGAAAGACAUACAUAGGAGAUAUACAGGGAUUAUGUGCUUUGGGUUUCUUUGAAAGAGUAACGGUGGCUUGGAACUGCUGGAGUGUCUUCACCUGGAAGAAAAGGUUUGAAAAGAGAAAUUACUCAAAAUUGGUGUAGUGUUUAAUAGCAGAGAUAACGGAGAAUGAUUUCCAUUUUGCUCACUAAAGCAAUUUUUAAUUGAUUGCCUCAGAGAGGAGAAUCUUGUGUUCAGCUGGUGGAUAAGGUACUAGCAACUUCCUUUUAUAGUAUGUGAAUGGAGGUGAAGAAAGUUCAAAUAUAUUUUUAUUUUGUAUGGCUUGUACAAACUGAUUUUCUACUCUAAUGUGCAAGAUGCUCUUUAGCAUACUUCAUGCUUUGUCAAGCCCUUACAAAGACCUCUGACUGCAAAAUGUAUCUAUAGCUGUGUUUAAAGAGAAGUCUAUGCAAGCAGAGCUCAGUAACACUAUCAUUAAAGUAACAACUUGAUUCCGAUCUUUUUAACAGAUUCUCCCAACAAUUUUAUCUCUGUUCUGUCUCUGCUUCAAAAAAUGAUCAAAGUAAUAUAAAAACAAGGCAAAACAUCCCCCUCACCUUUUCUGUUUUGAACUGAACUGGAGGCAUGUUCAGUAUGUCUUCUCUGCUUCUCUGCCCCAGCUCUUUAUUGUGGUGUUAGAACAAUGAUAAAGUAUCAUUAUUCAGCAUUCCAUAUCUGCAAUUACCUUCAGAUUUUUGUCUGGUUAUCUUUUUCAUGCUGCGUACUUAAUAAGGAGGUUGUACUAGUCACUGUUUUCUUCAUUAGUUGUUAAUCUUUUCAUGUUUUGUGAUCACCCUUACCCUAAAUUUAUCCUGCUACUGGGAGGAAAGUUUUGUGAAAUUGAUUUCUUUUUUUUUCUGUAAUAUGCACAGAGGUGACUUGCCUGUUUUACUUUUCUCUGUUCAUCUUGUUGCUUGUCUUUGUAGGUGUAGAUCACAGCUGCUAUUGUGGCUGUGAUAACAUCUCUGAAGUGCAGGAAUCUGACAGAGAACAGAAUAAACCUGAAACAAACAUUCUGUUGGGGCUUCUUACUGUUCAUGGCAGUGUAAAUGCAUUGGCUCAGUCAGGAACAGUUCUGCUGUCAGCAGUGUGCUCCCAGUUAAUGGUACUCGGCAAAUGGUAUGUCCUACUAUGCUAAUUAAAAUAAUAAUUACACACCUUACUGCCUUUUAAAGAAUAUUGAAGGUUGUAAAUUCAAGUACUUGGGAAUUAAAUAGGACUAAAAACAA